CCCCCCAAAAUUCACCCAAAACUUGCCAAACCAACUCUAAUUUGCAAAACUUAAUUUCUGCCAUAUCCGUUCACUUUUCUUUCUUCAUUCUUUUAUCAGCUCAUAAAACAAAAAAAAAAAAUGUCAAACUACACUGUGGAGUACACAACCGUAGAAACUACCGACGCAGUAAAGCUUCACACAAGACUAUUCAAACCUACACAAGACGAGAUCAAAGACAAUUUAGUAAUUGUUUUAGUCCAUCCGUACACAAUUUUGGGCGGUUGCCAAGCUCUUUUGAAGGGAAUUGCAGUUGGGUUAGCUGGGAAAGGCUAUAGAGCUGUGACCUUUGAUAUGAGAGGCGCUGGUCGGUCUACUGGCAGGGCUUCGAUCACUGGUUUUGCUGAAAUUAAAGAUGUGGUUGCUGUCUGUAAAUGGGUUUCGGAUCAUUUGGAUUCUGAUAGGAUUUUGAUUGUGGGUUCUUCUGCAGGUGCACCGAUUGCAGGUUCUGCAGUAGAUGAGAUUAAGGAAGUCGUUGGAUACGUGAGUUUGGGAUACCCAUUUGGUAUGAUGGCAUCAAUCCUUUUUGGGCGACAUCACAAAGCUAUCUUACGAUCUCCAAAACCAAAACUCUUUGUAAUGGGAACUCGAGAUGGUUUUACGAGUGUUAAGCAGCUGCACAGCAAGCUGAGUUCUGCAGCAGGACGAGUUGAAACACAUCUAAUCGAAGGAGCAGGGCACUUUCAAAUGGAAGGCCCCGCUUAUGAUACUCAGAUGGCCAACCUCAUCGUCACGUUUAUUGCAUCUUUAUAGGAUUUCUCAAGAUGUAACCAUUCAAGGAAAGCAAGGAAAUAGAGGAUUUGGAAAUUAAAAAUAGUUUUUCUGUUGUUUUUUUUCAGUAUACUUUACAUUAAAUCAUAUUAAAAUUACAAUGAAAACUACCCUCUACUAGUAAUUAAUAAACACAAGGCCAAGGGAAGCACUUGGCUGGUCAGUAUAUCUAUCAAUUCUAUGAUACAAUCAAGCUCAAAAACUGCAGUAAGCCUAAUAUAAGCAACACCAUCAGCAUCAAAAUCUUCUAUCAUUUCGUCAGUAAUACAUUUGAUGAUAUGAUCAGCUUCUCCAUCUUCCAUCUCUCUCCAUUGAUUGUUCUUGAGAAAAUAGAUCCCUUUUCUCAUCUGCUUUUAAGUCAAAACAAGUGAAAUUUUACUUAUUUAUAUAGGACUCGAUCGCUUCAAUCAACAAUCAAUAAAGCCAAUCAAUUUCUUGUUUUUCAAGUAAUAAUCCAACGGCCGAGAGAGACUAAGAUAAGCCCAACAUGGCAUCAAGAUUUGUAAGAAUUAGAUUAUUCCAUCUGAUAGACAAAUCAGGUUUGAGGAUGUCCCAAUAUCUUGCGCUCUAAUAGAAACAAAUACUAGUAAAAUGGUAAUAAUUGUACACGGCUAUUACAGGUUAAAUCUGAAAGUUAAAAAAAACUACAAUUAGAUGAUUUGAUUAUACAACAGAAGAGGGGGUAUCUUUUAUUGAACUUUGAUAUUAUAAACAUGAUUAUGUGCAAUUAGUUAUUACCACUUUCACCGUCAGAUGCAUCUUCAAGCCUAGCAAUUGCAUCGAUGAGGGCUCGUUCGUGUUCCUGCAGGAUAAAAAAUUAUAAAUCAUGAAGCAAAUAAUCGUACACCAAAAGAAUACAAGAAUACUUGGUUCUUACUUUCAGCACUUUCUUUGCCUUCUCAAUUUCCAUUGGAUCUGGAUGGUUGGCACCAAAAAGUUUUUCCACCUGUUUUAAUUCUACAAGUUAGGCAACUCUUUGCUUUAUUACAGUUUGCUAGGAUGCUGUGGCAUUAUUCUUACCUCUUUAAUGAGAGUAUCAGUAUGAAGUAUCUCAAUAUCACCUAAAACCCUCUUUCCGAUACCGUUCUGUGCCAAUGGGAUAUCUUUUCUAGAUUGCCCCUUUGUGUUUCCUCUACCUCUUCCAGCACCAUUGAAUCCUCCACCGCGUGCCAUAACCUUCUUAUUUCCACGGCCUGGUCCAGGCCGGCCACCUCUAUGAGGAAUUCCUGGAUCCUCCUCACCCCACCUAAUGUCCUCUGGCGAAAUCUGCCAAUUAUCAUAUUUAAGAUCAAUAAGAAGCAGAAAUAUUUUUUACCAUAAAAAUAAAUUCUGGAGAUGAAUUCUAGAUCCAAAGCUAAGAGUGAGAUAGGCUGCCGAGCAAGAAGAAAUUAUUUAUAUGUUUAUCUUUUAUCCUGACAAUACAAUAAUUCAGUAUUACUACUAUUCAUCGCAUUAUCAAGACAAAAUUAAUACCCAAAAUGGUGAACCCAUAACAAAAUUCAUCACAGUAAUUUUUGUAAGUGAAACUCCCUUCCAUCUUUAUCCCCAAACAAAAGCUAGUGAGUUUGCACAUUAACAUUUAUACCAAGUACAUAGUUUAAUUCCAAUGCAUAUAUGGAUUUAAAUUUUGUAUGACAUGGAGUAAACAACAGAGAUUGGUUUCUAACACAUCCUCACUCUGCUAACGGUUAAUUUUGGUGUUAGGGCUUCAAAUUGCAUUACAUGAAUCAUAAGGUAGAAGAAACAUUCUAUUAUACUUAUGUAUAAAGAACAACAUAAGCGAAAAUAAAGGUAAACUAAGCCAUGCAAAGUUACUAUUCAGUGGCAGCAGUUUUUACCUCUUUAAGAUCAACCGAUUCCCAAGUUUCAUCUGGCGUGCCCUUAUCAUAAAUCAAAACAUGCCUCCCCUGUCAAUUUGUGGAAAAUGGUCAUGUUCAGAAGAAACCAACAAUAACAGGAGAACUGCAUGGUAACAGGCAAAUAAAUAUACCACAUGGGGUUCAUAUUUAUAGAUAAAAGCCUGAUAGAAGUUAUUAUCUUCAGGCCAACGUGUCCAAAUUGUCUUCCCAACCAAUGGAUCGUUAGUGGCAGUUUCUGCAGGUUCAUUGGCGGCAAAUGGACCUGAAGAAUUCCUAUUAACAGCUUGGUCUCUUCCAGUCAAACCUGCAGAAGAGUACUGCAUGGACUUCAUUGAAGGUGCAGCAAACAAUUUCUUGAAUUGAUAAGAAACUCAAGUAAGGAAAAGAGACACAAAUAAAUUCAUCUUCCAAAUACCGCAAUACUAUUUGACUUACUGAUUUAGGCUUCUUGCUUCUAGGUCCAGGUGCAGGACCCCGUCUCAGAGUUGAUGAAGAUGGUUCCAUGGAUGGCAAUGCAGGAGAAGGUGCACCCAUAGACUGUGAAGCAACCGACUGCAAUGUUUUCUGUUUCUUCCGUGAUGCUGAAACAGUAGGAGCAGGCUGGGCUGUGCUUGGCAUGCUGGGUGGGAGCCCAUUUGUCUUUCUCCAUUCCCUAGCAUUAUAAUUUGGUAUAUUUUCCCGAUCAAAACCAAAAUUACAAGUUGUUAGAUUUUAAAAAGAGCUACUUAGCAAAACCCAUGAAAAGUGUGGACCUUAUACGGCGGAUGGUGUCAUCAGUAUUAACCCGACUCAAGUGCUCCCUGUGCUCCUCAUCUGAUACCCUUAGCUCUUUCCUGAGUUCUGUAAUUAAACUCUCCUUUUCCUGGAAAAGAAGAGUGAAGAGACCACUCAAGUUCAUUGAAUUUAAUAGUAGAAGGUUAAAAUGAUGAGAAGCGUCAAUUAGAUACCCAAGUGAGGGCGUCAGAUUGGGCUAUAAAUGCCCGCAGAACCGAAGUGUACGCUUCUUGCUCAAUGUUGUGUAUUUGAGUUUCCAUAUCAUUAUGCAGCCUAGGUAUCAAAGCAGAACCAAGAACUGCAGGUCUUCCAUUCCCAACAGGCCGUACUCCACUUUGAAAUCUAUUUCGGUGUGGUGGUGGAAGGUCAUCGUCAGUUCCUGCCAUUACAAUAAUGAAGAACACGUAAUUUUACACUUUUCAUACAAGAUAGAUCGUAAAUGAAGGUAACAAUCCCUACUGUUGAAAACGUACACGAGACGAUAUACUAAAAAGCAUUUCAAGGUUUAAAAAUAAUUUAAGAGUAUCAAAUUCAAAUCAAGUAACUGUGUAAAUUGAACCUCAAGAUCUAUGCAGCACCGAACACCAUCUUACAACUCCAUUAUUUACUUAAUGCAAGAGUGAAAUGCUGCCAUCUAUUUUUUUAUAUUCUGCCCAAAACUAUACAUUUAUGUAGCUAAGAAAUAUUGCAAAAAGCAAUGCAAUUCAUGACAUAUCUAGCUAUUUAACAGCUUCAGGGUGUUACUGCAUCAAUUCAGAAAACUUCCCGUAAGACAAGUUAUCUUAUUAUGCUCUUCUUUUCCAGUUGCUUAGUUCAGUGAUUUCUUCUGAGAUCCCUCCUAAGAAAAAGAACUGUUACCUUUCUAAGUGCAACGAAGAAUUGAGAUCACAAACUACCUCAACCACAUCCCGUAUUACCAAAACUCAGCUAGAAUCUAUUUCCCACAUAAAAUCAGGUUUGAUGAAUAUAACCCUAGAUAUUUUGAGUUAGAUAACAUCAAAUUACUGCAAUUUCCAGCCCAUCUUCCCUACAUCAUCAAAAUAUUAGACUUAGAGCAAUCCAGCAGUGUUCUGUCAAAACCAAUUUUUCAGUUUUCAGCCCCUAUGCCAAGAAAAACAGACAGUGAAAAUUGUAACGAUAAUUGAACAAUUCACCUGGUUAGAACCUCAAAUAUCCUAGUUAAUAUUUGUUACUUUGACUAAUGAAACACACACUAAAACAAAAUUUAUGAAACUACAUCAGGGAAAGUAUCCGCAGAUUAUAUUGUAAUAGCAAUUGAACAAUUCAUCCGUAAGGACCUGAAAUAUCCUAGUUAAUAUUUGCUACUUUGACAGAUAAAACAAAUCAUACAAAAACAAAAUUUUACGAAACUACAUUACAGAAAGCAUUAGCAGAUUAGGUAAAUAGUGAAGAAGAAAAACCCUAAAUCAACUCACCACUGCUAUCAGAAAGCUCAUAGUCCAUUUUAGCUCUUCCAAAUCAAUCUGUUCAACGCUGUUGACACUACCAAUAGCCCCAAAAAGCAAUUAAAAUCCUCAGAAACCCGAGCAA
Messenger RNA from Mercurialis annua (annual mercury), 4994 nucleotides. RefSeq lists its product as uncharacterized. The record is from RefSeq and is a predicted model, not a curated record. Gene Ontology annotation, molecular function: hydrolase activity. The coding region runs from base 121 to 792 and encodes 223 amino acids. Lineage: Eukaryota; Viridiplantae; Streptophyta; Magnoliopsida; Malpighiales; Euphorbiaceae. The transcript has 3 exons.